Messenger RNA from Xenopus laevis (African clawed frog), 1650 nucleotides. It is a transcript of the gene tm2d2.L, whose product is annotated as TM2 domain containing 2 L homeolog. Gene Ontology annotation, biological process: G protein-coupled receptor signaling pathway. Gene Ontology annotation, cellular component: membrane. The record is from RefSeq and is marked provisional. NCBI's taxonomy places the organism in Eukaryota, Metazoa, Chordata, Amphibia, Anura, Pipidae.
AGCGGAGGCUGUGCUAGUAUAGUGAAGAUGCGGUGGCCCGUACCGCCUCUUGGGUACCUGCUGCUGGGCGGACAGGGCCUGUUGCUCACCUUCUCGCUUAUUUCCUCUCAGAAUAACACCAGCCCUGUAACCUACCCGGACAUCAACGUUAGUGCCGCUCCGGAGGCCAGGGACCCUCUGGGACCUCUAGUCUUGUGCUCUUACCUGCCAGAAGAAUUUGUAGAGUGUGAUGAUCCCGUGGACCACAUGGGUAAUGGAACUGCACAGCAAGAGCUUAGAUAUGGCUGUAAGAAGUUCGGAGGUCAGGCAUAUGGUGAUGUGGAGCACACACAGGUGAUGUGCCGGGCUUUAGAUGGGAUAGAAUGUGACGGCUCUCGUUCUUUUCUGCGAGGGAACAGACCUUGUAUUAAAUACACAGGACACUAUUUCAUCACUACCCUCCUGUAUUCCUUCUUCCUUGGCUGCUUUGGAGUCGAUCGUUUCUGCUUGGGUCACACGGGCACAGCGGUGGGCAAGCUCCUCACAUUGGGGGGGUUGGGAAUCUGGUGGUUUGUGGAUCUUAUUUUGCUCAUUACCGGGGGUCUCAUGCCAAGUGACAACAGCAACUGGUGCACCAUCUACUGACCUUCUCCUUGAGGAUCAUCCGUUCUGUAGGAUUGCGACAACAUCUCAGGACGGGGGGAGAAAGAAGACCGGGAGAGUGUAUCACGGGCUUCCCUACCAGGGAAUUUAUGCCAAAUACAGAAUUUUAAACACAGUUUUGUAAACUAAAAUCCAACUGAUUGCCCUUCAAAUAGUUACAACUGGAGGAUUGUAUCUAAAGCCUUUGUAGUCUGCCAAGGGGCAAAAUUCAGCCCUGUGACUACUGAGGCCACCAGAUAUCAGACUGGCUGUAGGCAAUUAUUCUCCCUCUUAAAGGAGAACUAAAGCCUAACUAAAUAAUUAGGCUGGUGAUUUUGUACAUUAUGUUUUGCGCUUCUGUACCAGCCCAAGGCAACUACAGCCCUUUAGCUGUAAAGAUCUGUGUCUCCAAAGAUGCCCCAGUAGCUCCCCAUCUUCUUUUCUGCUGAUUCACUGUACAUGCUCUGUGCUGCUGUCACUUACUGAGCUUAGGGACCCACUCACAAUAUACAGUACACAUAGAAUAGAAAUGUCACAAUAUAAGGCUGAUUAGUAAUUAAUACAGAUAAUUACUACAUGGCAGCACAGAAACCAGUGCAAUUAGCAUCAGAAUUUAAUAAUCAGCCCUGUAGCAUCAGCUUCUAUUACAGACCAACCUCAUUUUCUGCUGGAUAAUUAGUGACGAGCUCUAAGCUUAGCUUCUCAACAGCUGCUCAGAGCCCACUGAGCAUGUGAGUGUCACAGACACUUUCCAAGAUGGUGACCCCCUGUGACAAGUUUGAAGUCCUGGAUCAUUGCUGCUAGUAAGUUCAUUAUAUAAAAUAUGCCAUUUUUUUAGGGUUUAGUUCUUCUUUAAGGACAGAGUUUUACUCUCUGGCCUAUGGUUUCUAUGGGGUGGCUUUCUACAUCUUUGUCUGUGACUAUAUCAACAGAGUAUGUACCUGGAUUUGCACUGAUCCUUGUGUAAUGUACAAUGAUGUAAAUAAGUAGUACGUUGAAUGCAAUUUCAUAUAAAUUAUAAUUAACACA